AUGCAACAAGACUGUUGUCCUUACUCGUGCCUUGGCCACCAUCAGACUUAUACUUAUACUUCCAGUCCACGUCGACUACUUAUUUGCUCUCGAAACUCGUUUCACUUUAAGAAUAGGAACAGAGACCUCGUCUUCCGCCUCCGCCUCCGCCUCCGCCCCUCCUACUCAUACCCAGACCCCCCGAGCUGCCCGGGCAGCUCGCCUUCAAGACACUCGAUUGAUUCGUCGUCGCCCUCUCCUGACUCAGUCCUACCCUCCUGCGAAGUCGACGACGAUCCCGCUCUCUCCUUCUCCGCCUCCGUGGCCUCCAACUCGAACUCGUUCCUCCGGGCCGACUCACAACCCGCCUCGAGCCUCCCCCCGCGUCUCCAGCAUCAGACAAGCUCGCUCGUCUCGGCCGAUUACGCCUCAUCCGCUGCCUCGAGCCCUUGUGCAUCUGCCUACGCCGAUCUUUCCAUUGAGAGUGAUCGUGGCGGCGACGAGACUGGCCCGGCCCCAACUUUGGCUUUGGCCAGAAGCCAGUCUCCCUUGCGUCUCUCACACCGAGCUAUCAUGAAUGGCGAUGCAGACCUGCCUCAACGCUCCUCAUCGCCUUUGAAACGACGUGCUUCCAGUAUGGAUCCCGAAAACGAUGCGGAUAGGUCCCGCGAUGUCGACAUGGAUACAUCACAAGCCAAUGAAUCUAUUGAGGGCGCCUCGCAGCUGCCCCCCGAAUCGCUACCUCGUGACAUGAGUGUUGAAGCGCCCGAGCCUACAGCAAAUUCGGCUACUGAUGCUCAUCCUGCGCAGCCAAUUCCUUCGCUGCAAGAACAGAUCAAGAUCAUAGAGACUCUCUUGAAAGCCUAUCAGGAGGCGCAAGUGAAGGAAGGAGACAAGGCCUAUCUCGUCUCCAACACCUGGGUUCAAAAAGCACUCUCAUUGCGUGGCGGCUCCAAGGACAGCAAGGAGGGAGAUCCCACAUCCGACCUUCUCGGCCCUGUCGACAACUCGGAUAUCAUUGGGGGAGUCGUCAGAGAACCUACCGGCAAGGAAUACAUUCGUCUAAAGCAAGGAACUAACGAGAAUGAAUUCACACUCUUCCCCGAGGAUGCUUGGAAGAUGGUUGUCGACUGGUAUGGUGUCAAGAACGAUCAAGAAGCCAUUAUUCGUACUGCUAUCAACACCGCUGAACCUGGCGAAGAGCCCGUCAUUCAGUUCGAGUUCCACCCUCCAGUUUUUACUGUUCACCGUCUGUGGUCUGAAAUUAGCCCACUUCCCAUCGAGCAGUCCCUCAAAGCCAAGAACCCUCCUCCUUACAAGUUUGUCAGAAGUCGCAAAUACCAUGCACAGACGUUUGUCCAGGAGAUCAAGACAGCCACCGGUGUACCGCUAGACCGCAAAAUUCGCUUGUUCAUGGUACCUCAAAUUCAGCAGGUUCCUAGCCCCUCAGAGCCCUCACGAGCCCUCACGCCUCCGGAUUCCCCAGGGCGAACUGACAAUGGAGCUGGCUCUGCAAACACUUGGUCGAAACUUCUCCUCGAUAAUGUUUCAUUUUCUCAAGUCCGUAACCAAAGGGUCAAAUGUAAGCUGGAAGACAAGACCAUUGACCCCAAAUUCAAUGGCAGUUCGAACUUGACCAUGUUCGAUCUCGUGACAGAUCAAACUCUGGUCAUCGAUGAGGCCAUCGACUCCUUCUGGGUUAGCAACUACACAGGGAAAACUCCUCCAAAUGGAUUGGCCAUUCCCACCAGAAGUGGCCUGGCCUCUUCUAAUGCGAGCGGUCGAAGCAGUCCCGCCCCCGGUGGCCCAUUGACACGUGGGCGAACGGGGAGGAAAUCUGGUCGUAGCAUCGGCGUUGUUGGUCUGCAGAAUCUAGGAAACACAUGUUAUAUGAACUCUGCACUUCAGUGCGUACGAAGCGUCGAGGAGUUGACCAAGUACUUCUUGACCAAUGAGUAUCUUGAUGAGGUCAAUAAGACUAACCUCCUGGGAUACAAUGGAAAAGUUGCUAUAACGUAUGGAAAUCUCCUGAAGGAGAUAUAUACGGAGGGUAGGGGCUCUGUGACUCCUCGAGACUUCAAGAAUACGAUCGGCCGUUGCCGGUCGACUUUCUCUGGAUAUGGGCAGCAGGACUCGCAAGAAUUCCUUGGAUUUCUCUUGGAUGCUCUUCAGGAAGACCUGAGUCGUGUGAAGAAGAAACCUUACAUCGAGAAGCCUGACUCUACCGACGACAUGAUCAACAAUCCGGAAGCUAUCAAGGAAAUGGCAGACAAGGUCUGGGACAUAACGCGCCUCCGGGACGACUCAGUCAUUGCCGACCUCUUCACAGGUUUGUAUAAAUCAACACUCAAAUGUCCUGAGUGUGGCAAGAUCAGCAUCACUUUCGACCCUUUCAAUAACCUGACCCUUCCUAUUCCUGUCGAGGACGUAUGGACGGCCAAGGUCAAGUUCUUGCCCCUCAACGAUGUGCCUGUCAUAAUUGAGGUUGAAUUGCCUAAGCAUAGCGCUAUCGAACAGCUCAAGCAGUUCCUCUCCGUCCGAACAGGUGUACCCGUGGAGCGAUUGAUAGGAGGAGAAGAGUACAAGGAUCGUUUCUUCAAGAUUUACGAUAACCCCGUAGAUGUUAGUGAAGAGAUCGCAAAAAAUGAUCUGGCAACCUUCCACGAGUUAGAUGCUGUCCCUACCAACUGGCCGCACAAAGCGAACAAGCCACGCUCCAUGCUGGAUAUCGACACUCCUCUCGAAGCCUCGUGGGAUGACCCGCGGUAUGAGCGGAUAGUGGUACCCGUAUUUCACCGCAUCCCAUCGAACUAUGGUCGUGCUCGGGAUGGCGUGGCUCCCCCAAGCUUCAUCUGCUUCACUAAGGAGGAAGCUUCCGACAUUGACCUCAUUCGACGCAAGAUCCUGGAGAAAAUCUCGAACUUCUCAACUUGGUCCAAGCUCAGGAACAACUUAGAGGAGAACUCUGAUAACGCUGACGGAGAGGUGGUUGCUUCUGCUUCAGAUGCCGACUCGUCUGGCGAUAGUAAGGUUGUUGCCAACUCGGUUGAAGGCGAGGAUGACAUUGUAGAUGUGCAUAUGAAGGACACCAGUGAUGCUCUCCCCCAUCAACCACGGAUUCUGAAGCGAUUCAACAAGAGCCGACCCAAGUUUAUCGACCCAGAUAGCUUCCUCGAACCUGACCUGCAAAACCUCUUCGACCUUUGCUACUUCACAGAUAAAGCUCACUCUGGUGAUGUGCCAACAGGCUGGUCUAACGUCGACCACCAUCAAUUACUCCCUAAGUUGUCGGAUCGCAUCCUUCAGCCGUCACCCGAGGAUGACGAUACCGCCAGUCGCGACGAUGAAAGCAGCACGCCCUCUAAUGAAGAUGCAAGCAGCAACGACGAGAGUAUCAAGGCGGAGAUGACACAAACUAGAAUGGUGGAAGAGUCCAGUGAGGAAGAAGUUCAAGAAGCUCCACGAAAAUUCAAUGGACGUCCCUCAAAAGUAAAAGGACGCAAGCUCAAGGGCCAGAAAUUCAACAAGAAAGCCAACAAGCGCCGAGAACGUAUGCAGAACAAGAAGCACAAGGCGGCCUCUGUCAAGCCCCAGCCUCAACCUCCUGCUGUUGCUGAUGGUGGACCUCUGAUUCGUCUGGGCGAAGGCAUUGUCGUAGACUGGAACGAGGAUGCUUGGGAAAAGGUGUUUGGUGGCUCUGCAAAGACCCCCUCCGAUGAACAAGGAGCUCCAACGUUUAUUGAUCUGGAAACGCUCACGGACCCUGCCCUCAAGGUUGCUCAGAGAAGAAGACAUCAUCGUCGUACACGAGGCAUCAGUCUUGAAGAAUGUUUGGAUGAGUUCGAGAGAGCUGAAGUGCUCUCCGAGCAAGAUAUGUGGUAUUGCCCCCGCUGCAAAGAGCAUCGGCGAGCCAGCAAGAAGUUUGAUCUGUGGAAAUCGCCAGAUAUUCUUGUCGCGCAUCUGAAGCGCUUUAGCAACUCUGGAUGGCGCCGCGACAAGUUGGACGUUAUGGUUGACUUCCCCAUUGAGGGUCUGGACCUUACUUCUAGAGUCAUUCAAAAAGAGGAUGGUAAAGAUGAGAUUUAUGAUUUGAUUGCUGUUGAUGAUCAUUACGGUGGUCUUGGUGGAGGUCAUUACACUGCCUACGCCAAGAACUUUGUCGAUGGGCGAUGGUAUAACUAUAAUGAUUCGUCUGCAAGCCCUGUGUCUGACCCUUCAACAUGCAUUACAUCGGCCGCAUACCUAUUGUUUUACCGUCGCCGCUCGAGUACCCCUUUAGGCGGAUCGCGGUUCGGAGUCAUCUCUGAGAAAUACAAGAACAGCGAAGAAAAUUCUGAAGAAGAAGAAGGCGGGGCGGGGGAAGGUCAGCGUCUCGGCGAGGGUUCCUCCCUGAAUGGGUUGUCGAGCGCUGGGAUCGGAGCCGCAGCAACUCGCCAUCUCGGCGGUCGUGGUUCGGAUAGAGUCACCGUCACCUCUUUAGCUGGACCAGACGACGAAGACGAAGAUCCUCCUCCGUACGGUGGACCUAACGGAAUAGAGAGCAUCCAGAGUAGCGUCGAGGACGAGGGUGUAGAUGUCAAUGGAAGCUACCAAUGCCUGGAUAACAAGUCACUCAACCUCGUCCAGGGUUGGAACUUUGAGGGCCUGGGCGAUAGCGGUGCCGAAGACUCUACGGGUGCCGACAUUGGCUCUGAUGAUGUCCAGUUGGACUCUUCAGCUGAUGAGCGUGGCCUCAGCCAGUUUGAUGACCACGACACAAUCAUGACAGGACAGGAUCCUGUUGAGGGCGAAUCUGAGCCUGUCGCUCCUCAAAAGACGCUUCUUACAGACACCCAGAAGUCUACAUGGGGCCGCAAAGAUGUGAUCGAUGUGCAAACCGCGGCAGGGAGCGACAGAGAUUCGAACGAGGUGGCCGAGAUCCAUCUUGAAAACGAGAAGGGAACCAAGGCCGAGUAGGACGGCUGUCCAACGUUGAACAACAAGCGGCCCAAAGUCAUGAUGACAUAUGGUAGACGAGAUACGAGAAAACGGCUAAAUGUGCAUGAGAUGAUGACCCGGGCCGAACAAACAUGUGAAUGGCAUGUUGACGUUGAUGGGGGAGAAGUAGAUAGAAAGAGGCGGCGAGAGAAAUAGAUGGUACAUAUCGCCACGCAUCUCGCAUGAGGUUGAAGGGUAAAACACGGCGUUGGGUUUUGUUUUGCAUCAAGCAUGUUCAGUUGAAUGGACUUGACGAAGUCAAAGCAGAGGAUGUCUCAUCUAUACAUGUAGUUCAAGCAGUAGUCAUAAAUGAUAGACAUUCUUCCUCAGACUCUCAUGACUGGCGAUACACGAUUUGAUAUGCGUCACUACCCUCGCCAACUUUAG
Messenger RNA from Fusarium redolens, 5343 nucleotides. RefSeq lists its product as uncharacterized. NCBI's taxonomy places the organism in Eukaryota, Fungi, Ascomycota, Sordariomycetes, Hypocreales, Nectriaceae. The transcript has 5 exons. Gene Ontology annotation, molecular function: cysteine-type deubiquitinase activity. The record is from RefSeq and is a predicted model, not a curated record. Gene Ontology annotation, biological process: protein deubiquitination. The coding region runs from base 1 to 4935 and encodes 1644 amino acids.